Quercus lobata is the source of this 1950-nucleotide messenger RNA. Its product is annotated as Inositol monophosphatase family protein. Gene Ontology annotation, biological process: sulfate assimilation. Lineage: Eukaryota; Viridiplantae; Streptophyta; Magnoliopsida; Fagales; Fagaceae. Bases 185 to 1453 code for a protein of 422 amino acids. The transcript is spliced from 10 exons. The record is from RefSeq and is a predicted model, not a curated record. Gene Ontology annotation, molecular function: 3'(2'),5'-bisphosphate nucleotidase activity.
UCGCCAAGCAACCAACCAGUGCGCCCAAAAGGACCGUUAAGAUUUCCUUCCCCCCUCCCCCUUCCGCUCUUCUCAACUCCGCAAACACUCCAAGCCAAAGCAAGCACCUACACUUCCCCAGUGGCCAGUACUAUCACUGACUCGCCUCCACUAUCCAACAAUCUCCACCGUUAAAACUCCAUCCAUGAAUCUCCUCCACUUCGCUCCUCCAUUCCCCACCGUCCGAUUCAUCCACAUUCAUCAUCAUCAUCGUUCCAGAUCCACUACCACUACUACCUCUCCACUCAGUCGCGCACGACUCUUUACUGUAAGGGCGAGUCUGCCAUUUCCGAUUCAGGAAGCGAAGUAUUACAGAGAGCUCGAAGCUGCCGUGGAUGUAGUUGAGAGAGCUUGUCAUCUUUGUGUCGACGUGAAAUCAUCUUUGUUUUCGAGUGAUGGACGGAUUGUCGAAAAGAAUGAUCAGACUCCAGUCACGGUUGCAGAUUUUGGGGUGCAGGCUCUGGUCAGUUUGGAAUUGGGCAAACUGUUCCCUUCUAUUCCCUUGGUGGCUGAAGAGGACUCUGCCUUUGUACGUUCAAAUAAUCUAGAAGAUCCUGUGGUAAAGGCAGUAACUCGUCAAGCAAGUGCUGAAGAUAAGCCAUGGACACAUGAUGAUGUGCUCAAGGCAAUUGACAGAGGAGGGAAGGAAGCUUUUACCUUUGGGACCAAGCCAGCCACAUAUUGGGUACUUGAUCCCAUAGAUGGCACACGAGGAUUUCUAAAAGGAAGUGAGGCCUUAUAUGUGGUAGGUUUGGCUCUUGUAGUUGAAGGAGAGAUUGUACUAGGUGUUAUGGGUUGCCCUAACUGGCAGUAUGAUUCUUCCAAUGAAUCUACAACUGAGAUCCAGGAAAAUAGAAAAAACUUAGCUGGGUCAGGUAUCAUUAUGAUUGCUCAUAUUGGUUGUGGAGUAUGGACAAAGAGGUUAUCAGAUAUGCUGUAUGCCACAACCAAAAUGAUUAAUGGUUGGACCAGAUGCUUUGUAGAUGGAUGUUGCUUAAUACAUGAGGCACGCUUUUGUGCUCCAGAUAGUCAAUCAUCGGACUCAUUUCCCCUGUCAACAACAUUCAGCGCCACAACAAUUGCAGACAGUGCUGGGAAUAAUCAAAUUCUUCUUUUGCCCACAUGUUGUGGAAGCUUAUGCAAGUAUUUAAUGGUGGCUUCAGGUAGGGCUGCUGUUUAUAUUCAUCAAGCAAAAGUUCAAACAAGCAUUAAGAUUUGGGAUCAUGCUGUUGGCAUAAUAUGUGUGCUCGAAGCAGGGGGAAAGGUUACUGACUGGAAAGGGAGUCAAGUUGAUCUUGCUGCAGAUAAAGAUGGACGGAGGAUUAUAUAUCCUUCAAGUGGAAUCCUUGUGACUAAUGGCAACUUACACGAUCAGAUUCUGGAUAAGAUCUCUUCUAUUUCAUCAAAUGUUUGAUGGGUUGACCCCUACCUGAUCUUGUUGAUAAACAUAUGAUCAGUUCAGUUGGGAUUUUGCUGUAAAAAAUCACAUAUGGGGAGCUCUGGAUGAAACUUUGCUAAUGACCCUGAAAAUUUUGACAUCGUCCAUAUUUUUAAAAUCUUGUCUCAGCCUUUUGUUAUGCCCUUAUGAUGAAAAGAUCAUAUUGUGGGCAGUAAUUGGCAAUGAAGCAAUGUAGACAUUUCUUGUGACUUGGCUAAUGAGUUCUAGUUCAACUGGCCUCCUCCCCUGGUAAGUUUUCUCUGCAGUUCUUACAUAUUAGCUGCAUGUGUAACUUACUAGUAAAAAUAAAAAUAAAAAUUUCUUGCCACAUAGAGAACAAGGAAGUUUAUAGCUAGCAUCAUAGGGAAAGAGGAACGAACAUGUGUAAAUUUGCAUAAUAAAUCUGUAAUGGAGACGCGAUGGACAUAUUAUGGGAGGUGUUAAGUCAUAAUCGAUGGCCUGCAGACCAGUAA